Messenger RNA from Gekko japonicus, 996 nucleotides. RefSeq lists its product as uncharacterized. NCBI's taxonomy places the organism in Eukaryota, Metazoa, Chordata, Lepidosauria, Squamata, Gekkonidae. The coding region runs from base 1 to 996 and encodes 331 amino acids. Gene Ontology annotation, molecular function: nucleic acid binding. Gene Ontology annotation, biological process: DNA integration. The record is from RefSeq and is a predicted model, not a curated record. The transcript has 3 exons.
AUGGUCCACAUGAAGGCGCUAGCCCGCGGGUACGUUUGGUGGCCCGGGCUAGACGCGGACAUAGAGGAAUGGGUUCGGGUGUGUGAGCCAUGUCAGCAGGCUAGGCCUGAACCGCCAACCGCUACUCCGCAAAGAUGGGAGUCGGUGGGAAAACCCUGGUCGAGGCUCCACCUCGAUUUUGCAGGGCCGGUUCAGGGGCAAAUGUUCCUGGUAAUUGUAGACGCCUAUACAAAGUGGUUAGAAGUGGCACACAUGCGCUCUACCACUUCGAGUGCUGUCGUCACUGUGCUGCGCCAGUUGUUCGCCACUCAUGGGCUGCCAGACGUAUUCGUGAGCGACAACGGCGCACAGUUUACUUCUGAGGAGUUCAGAAAGUUCUUGUCUGACAAUGGCAUCAGACAAAUGACAGCAGCCCCGUUCCACCCGGCCUCAAACGGCCAGGCAGAAAGAAUGGUAAGAACAAUAAAAGAAGCCCUUGCAAAGCUGGUAUGUGGAGAUUGGGGGGUGAAACUUGCGUCGUUUCUGUUAAGGCAACAUGUUACGCCUUGUUCUGCAACCGGCCGCAGCCCGGCCGAAAUGUUAAUGGGGCGACGUCUCGCUACCUUACUGGAUAGGUUGCACCCGGACCUAAAUGAUUUAAAACCCCAACAGCAGUGUGAACAACCUAAGGUCCAAACAUACGAAAAAGGUGAGCAGGUGUUUGCUCGAAAUUAUGCCAGUGGUCACUCGUGGCUACCAGCCACUAUUACCGAUGUAAUUGGUACAAGAAUGUAUGUGCUUCCUCUUCUGAAGAGGAGAGGCCCCUUCAAAACAAGCCCCAGCUUUCCUCGGCAGGACUUCACUGCUCCUCUCGAGAUGGGCUGGGAGCCGUGCCUCAGCCGGAGUGGGAGAAGGGGCGAGGCUGCCCAGCUGUCUCGAUGUCCGUCUGCUGAUGGUGCCGCCAGCCACGUGCCACAGAGUCCUGCAGUGCUGCUCUCCGUGUAUUUGACGAGCUGA